Molecule: messenger RNA, 2047 nt
Organism: Culex pipiens pallens (northern house mosquito)
Lineage: Eukaryota; Metazoa; Arthropoda; Insecta; Diptera; Culicidae
Exons: 3
Coding region: 389-760 (123 amino acids)
Cellular component (GO): extracellular region
Molecular function (GO): ion channel inhibitor activity
Source: RefSeq, a predicted model, not a curated record
CCGUUCAUCACUUUACUAUCGGUGUUCCGCUGGUGCUCGCGGUGCUUUCACUGUGAACCCGCCACUGAUAACGACUACGACGCCGACGACGACCCCGUCGGAGCCACAUCCGGCAUAACGUGUGAGGGCGUCCUGCGACAGUGUAACAGUGUUUGGAAAGCAGCACUUCCGGUCAACCGGUAGUUGAUUUUGUGGAUUUUUUGGUAAUCGCUUCGAGCAGGAAGUACUUCCGGUCGAGUGGAAACGAAGUUUGAAAAUAACGCAAAAACGGUGUUGGUGGAAAUUGGAAGUUCGUGAAAAUUUCCCUUCGAGUGAUAACCGGAAGAGAGCAUAUUGUUGGCUUGGUUGAAGCCGAUUGCGAAGUGGUGGUGAAAAUUAAUGCGCCAAAAUGCAUAAAUACCUGAUGGGAAGACUGUUGCUGAUCUGCCUGUUGAUCAUGUUCGUGGCCAGUGCAAAGGGCGCGAGCAACUACUUUUACGACUCGGAGGAACAACGGUAUCCAAAUCUGCUGGACGGUGGUGAUGAGGCCGAAGACACCGACAAAAGCUUGACGGACGACAGCAUACUGGAUAAUAUGCUGCAGCAGGGUGCUUCAAAACGCUCCUCGCUGAUCCAGGUCUACAGGAGGGCCUGCAUAAGGCGCGGCGGAAACUGCGACCAUCGAAGCAAUGACUGUUGCUACAACUCCUCGUGUCGGUGUAACCUUUGGGGAAGUAACUGCCGGUGCCAGCGGAUGGGUCUGUUCCAAAAGUGGGGAUGAACGGCCACACCAUCACUCAUGAUACUGGCGUUGCUGGCGUUCGCCCAAUCCUCCUUCAAGCUACCUUAAGCCCAAACUUCCCCGUUCCCAGUUCCUAGUUUUGUCCUCUCCCAAAAAAUGGCAACCGGAAACACGAUGACGCUUACGUACACGAGGUUUAACGCGCACUGGAUCUACACACUGGAACUAUGCUUCGGAACUGAACUGAAACAACUGAAUCAAGCACAACCCACAACGGACUUAUGGCAAUGGAUCACCGCAAAAACAACCCCCCUCCACAAUCCCCACUACACUGAGAAGAAGAAACGAAGUUGAAGUCAAAAAUUGUUGUACUUCCUCAAAAAAAAGGUGAAAUCUGGUUCAUGCGCUUUUGUUUUGAGGUAUUUUAAACUGAGUAUGGUUUUUGUUUAGCACAAAUAUGUUGUUCUUGACGGUGUAUUAGAAGAAUGAGCGUAUUUUAUUAGUGGACUCGCCGACGGACACUGACUUUGUAACGAACAAAAGAUACAAAAAAAUAUGCAAGGUUUAAUUUUGCAGAAGAACACAUUCACUAUAAUGAUAAUGAUAAUAAUGAUAAUGAUAAAUGAUAAUAAUUAUUAUUACAGAGAGAAAAUAUUGUCUAUAUAGGUUAUAUUCAGAGUCAUUCUUUACUGUUUAAGAGCUGUGUUGAGGGCGCCUCGAUGACGCAGAACGAAGAGAAAUCAAUUCACCUAAUUUUAGCACCUUGGAAAAGUGGCAGCUAAUGAAAAAUCAAUUAACGGAAAUGCUUUUAAAGUGUAUCAAUCACACACACACAUACAAAAAUCACACAAUAGCACACAUACAUAGAGAGAAAACAAAACUUAAAAAAUGUGACAUACUUAAAGAUGUUGCGAUGAUUAGGUACUUCAACUUUGUGAAACGAUGUUACAUGUUAUUUUCUGAUGUCCAGUGGAUUUUGAUACGAUUACUUUACUCGCUGUUUGUGUAAUGGAAACAGACAACAACUUACUUACUGAGUUGAGCAACUUAGGAGUAGUUUAUAUAAGGAGGGAAAAGUGAUUGGAGCACGGUUCCCCUCGGAUGUCCCGGGGCAGACCAUCGUCCCCGCAGGCCCACAACCGUUUCCCAGCCUUUAAGAACGAGUGAGUGUCAGAGCCGAGUGAGAAAAGUCCUCUGCAAGCACUUUUCCCCAUUCCCAAGCAACAGACAUAAAUUUACCCGAUAAUUCAUAAAGUACAUCAUAAAUACAUAUAACUAAAAGUAAAACAAAAAAAAACUACGAGUAAGCUUUAGGCACAUUGAAAA